Erpetoichthys calabaricus (reedfish) is the source of this 1111-nucleotide messenger RNA. Its product is annotated as killer cell lectin-like receptor subfamily B member 1B allele B. The coding region runs from base 1 to 435 and encodes 144 amino acids. The record is from RefSeq and is a predicted model, not a curated record. Lineage: Eukaryota; Metazoa; Chordata; Cladistia; Polypteriformes; Polypteridae. The transcript has 4 exons.
AUGGAUGUGCAGAGUGGAAUGGCUGUCUCUUUAUGCUACAUCUUUGAGGGAACAAAAGUAGUUAACUUCUGUCCAGAGACAUGGAUGCAAGUGAAAGCCAAUUGCUACUUCAUAUCAGUGAGAAGAUCAACCUGGGCAGAGAGUAAUAAGCACUGCUCCUCUCACGGGGCUCAGCUUGUUGUGAUUGAGGACGAGGAGGGGCUGGAGUUUCUGUUUCUUCAGUGCAGACGCUUCCUAACGUUUUGGAUUGGCCUAAACAGGAGUCCACAGGAGGAGUGGAGAUGGGUGAACAAUGAGCUCUUCAAUCACAGUCGGUGGACUUUAGGUGUCUCCGCAGGAGGGCACUGUGCCUGUGUGGCCCAAGAGUCAAUAGAAAGUCUCAACUGCAGCAGUCAGCAUCACUGGAUCUGUAGGAUGGCCGUGGCAAACUACUGACCAGAACUUAAAGAAGGAGAGUGGCCUGUGCUCCUUUGGAACUUUGUUCUGAAAAAUCGACAUCAGAAGAUACUCAGAAGCGAUGUCAUAAGAAAGGAGGACUGUAAUGUGUAAAGUUAUAGUUUAUUACAUUUGAUUCCUUAAUAAAAGAACCCCAUGAGAAAGGCCAAUCUAAAGACGAUUCUUGAAGCAUUCAGCAAUACCACAAGUUUUUGAAAUUAUGAUUUCUACUGUAGGGGACCACAGCAUGUGAUAAGAAUGACCAUUGACCAGCAACUUCCAAGUCUAAAAUGAUUUCAGUUAAAAAUGAGAGGUCACGUUCAACUUCUCUGACCUGUUGAAUUGCAAGAGAAAUGAUGUGACAGCAGACAUUGAAGGAUUACUGAUAUAAAAGUGUUGUAGUCAACACUGCAAAAAAAUGAAAUCUAAGCAAGUGAAAAGCAUUUAUAUCGUGACAUUAAAUCUUGUUUUCCUUAUUGUAAGAAUUAUUGACUUAUCAUAAAGGUUGAAUUUACGAUUAUUUAACUUACUUGUCAAGUAACCCCAUUGGCAGAUUUUUUUUUACUAAACAAAAGCACAAUUCCUAUUUAAAGUUUUAUUUGUCCAGUUUUUGCCUGUGCGUUUUUUGCAGUGUAAAUGACAACUGCACAAGAGCAUCAGCUUGUGAAACUGUAAA